AUGGAUUCGAAGAACCGGCGAAAGAUAUUGGAGAAGAAAAAGACGAUUCAUGACCUUAUCAAAAGAGCUUCUUCUGUUGCCGAUCCUCUUUCUCCGUUUGAUUCCUUCCGCCGUUACCGGAAAAAUGACUUAUCUGUGUACCUGGAAUCUGGCCGUGGAGAUAAGCUCUCCUCGACCCUGAAGCAACACAUUCAAAAGCUCUUGAGGACGAACAUGGAAGGAUUCUUUGGCUCUGAUUGGCCAAUACAAGCAAAGGCAAAGCGUAAGGAGAUGUCUUCCGCAGACGCACAUUAUAUAUUUGUGCACGAACGGGGUUAUGGUAAAGCCUAUGAGACGUCUACUCGGAGGAUUUGCGUGGAAGGGAGUAAUCAGAUAGCUGGAUUUGUGCAUUACCGGUUUACUUUAGAGGAAGACAUACCUGUCCUUUACGUGUAUGAAAUUCAGCUGGAAUCUCGGUUUCAAGGCAAAGGACUGGGAGAGUUUUUAAUGCAGUUGAUUGAGCUCAUUGCUUCUAAGAAUCGGAUGAGUGCUGUCGUGCUAACUGUUCAGACAUCUAAUGCAUUGGCAAUGACUUUCUACAUGAGCAAGCUAGGAUACAGAAUAUCAAGCAUUUCACCAUCAAAAGCUAAUCUUCCGACUUUCGCGGUGAAGUAUGAGAUACUUUGCAAAACAUUUGAUUCCGAAGCUAAGUCUGUGUUGGAGCAAAGAUAUUUUACUUUAUCUAUUCACUGUUUACAAGAAACUAAUCGGCCGCCAGAUACUUGCACAGUUUCUCUCGAGGCUGGAAAUUUGAGUUAUCAGUCGCAGCAGCUAGGAAGCUUAUCAGAUACUUAUUUCAUGGCUGCUCUGGAUCCAAGUGAGGAGCUAAGCAGCAACCUAGAAAACGGAAGCUGCAAUUCCAACGAAGGAACAAAUCCAGAAACCAGUAGUAAUUGGACUGAAAACGUGGUGAAGGUUAGGAAGCCGUACAUAGUAACUAAGCAGAGAGAGAAGUGGAGUCAGGAAGAGCAUGAUCGCUUCCUUGAAGCUGUAAAGCUUUAUGGUCGUAGCUGGCGUCAAAUCGAAGAACACGUAGGCACGAAAACAACUGUACAGAUACGAAGCCAUGCUCAGAAGUUUUUCUCCAAGGUGGCUCGAGAAGCUGACAAUUGUAGCGGUAGCAUUGUGAUCCCGCCUCCACGUCCAAAGAGGAAACCGGCACAUCCUUAUCCUCGGAAAUCGCCUGUUCCGUAUUCUCAGUCUCCUUCCUCGGCUAUGGAGGAGAAAGGAGCAAAGUCUCCAACUUCAGUCCUAUCAGCGUUUGCUUCAGAGGAUCAGAUCAACAGAUGCUCCUCUCCUAACUCGUGUACCAGUGACAUCCAGUCCAUUGGUGCAAAGAAUGACUACUCAGCAUCCAAGCAAUCCCUCAAAGAGGAUGCUGAUGCACAAACCAUCUCAAGCAUUAAGCUUUUCGGGAAGGUUGUCCUUGUGGCGGAAGAAUCUCACAAACCAUCCACUUACAGUGAUGAUAAUGAUCAGGAGAAUCACUACUCGGGGAACAAGAAAUCCACCUUGCGUAUUGAUUCUAGGCAUGUCGACACUGAAUUAUCUCUUGGGGUAUGGGAAACUUCUUGUACCGGUUCUAAUGCGUUUGGCUCUGUCACACAAGUUUCAGAGAACUUGGACAAGAGUCGGUUAACCUCGUCCGAGAAACCAGAACCGUGUUAUCGUGCAAAUGGGUUUAGGCCAUACAAGAGAUGCUUAUCAGAAAGAGAAGUGACAUCAUCUUUGUCCUUGGUAGCUUCAGAGGAAGAGAAAAGCCGGAGAAGAGCACGUGUAGCGUAA
This is a messenger RNA of Microthlaspi erraticum, 1824 nucleotides long. The record is from the annotation of a GenBank genome assembly. NCBI's taxonomy places the organism in Eukaryota, Viridiplantae, Streptophyta, Magnoliopsida, Brassicales, Brassicaceae.